Cylindrotheca closterium is the source of this 414-nucleotide messenger RNA. The record is from the annotation of a GenBank genome assembly. NCBI's taxonomy places the organism in Eukaryota, Bacillariophyta, Bacillariophyceae, Bacillariales, Bacillariaceae.
AUGCCGACGAAGCGUAUCAUAAAAAGUUGCACUUGUACUUCCAAAUCGCAAAAGAGUAAAUCGAAUCACGACUGCUGCAGAUCUCACGGUCUCGGCUCUAUCCUUUCCAUAUUUCUUGCUGGUGGUGGUUCCGCCAUUGCUUCAGCGCAAGGUGUCAUCUAUGCACGGGGCAAGAAUGGACUCACUGCCUUUGUCCCGAUUAUCGUUUCGGGUGUUUUUGCCAUUUGCGGCAUCAUCGCUUCUCUGCUGCUUGUUGGAAACAUGGGGAAUGCUUCUGAGGAGAUGACCGAAGUGAACGGCUAUCGCCCAUCUUUCUGCCGGCUUGUCGGUUGGUCUGGCAUGCCUAGUGAGUGGACUUGGAAUCGCCAAUUUCUUGAAAGACCUCAACAAGGAGGAUGCCAUUGUAAACCAUGA